CCGCGGGCGCACGUCGUUUCGCGUUUCCGCUUCGCCUUGCCUCUCCUCCUGGCCCCGAAAUGCCGGGACCGGCCGUGGAGGCGGCGGCCGGGGGCGGAGACCACGACGGCGGCGGCCGCAGGAAGGCGGCCGCGUGGGAGAAGACCUACCUGGACGUCCUCGGCAUCUGCUGCACCGCCGAGGUCGCGCUCGUCGAGCGCCUCCUCUUGCCCAUCGAUGGCGUGCGGGCGGUCACCGUCGUCGUCCCCUCCCGCACCGUCAUCGUCGAGCACGACACCGCCGCCGUCUCCCACCUCCACAUUGUGAAGGUCCUCAACAAGGCGGGCCUCGAGGCCUCGAUCCGAGCCUACGGCGGCACCGGCGGCGGCCGGUGGCCCAGCCCGUUCAUUGUCGCCUGCGGCGCCCUGCUCGCCGCGUCCUUGUUCGCGCCGCUCCUGCCCCCGCUGCGGUGGCUGGCGCUGGCGGCGGCCUGCGUCGGCGCCCAGCCGAUGCUGCUCCGGGCGCUCGCCGCGGCGGGCAACCUCACCGUGGACAUCAACAUCCUCAUGCUCAUCGCGGUGGCCGGCGCCGCCGCGCUCGGGAACUACACGGAGGCCGGCGCCAUCGUCUUCCUCUUCACCGUCGCCGAGUGGCUCGAGAUCCUGGCGUGCGCCAGGGCCAGCGCCGGGAUGCGCUCGCUCAUGUCCGCCGCCGUCCCCAAGCACGUCGUGCUCGCCGAGACCGGCCAGGUCGUCGGCGCGCGCGACGUCGGCGUGGGCACCGUCGUCGCGGUCAGGGCCGGCGAGGUCGUCCCGGUCGACGGCGUGGUGGUCGGCGGGCACAGCGAGGUCGACGAGAGCAGCCUCACCGGCGAGUCCUUCCCCGUGCCAAAGCAGCCGCCGUCCGAGGUCUGGGCCGGCACCGUCAACCUCGACGGCUACAUUUCGGUGAGGACAACAGCUCUGGCAGAGGACUCCACGGUGGCCAGGAUGGAGAGGCUGGUGGAGGCGGCGCAGAGCAGCCGUUCCAAGACGCAGCGGCUCAUCGACGCGUGCGCAAAGUACUACACCCCUGCCGUGAUCGUCGUCGCCGCAGGAGUGGUGCUCGUGCCAUUGCUGCUGCUGGGGGCUCGUGACGGCCUGAAGCCAUGGCUCCAGCUGUCGCUGGUGCUGCUGGUGAGCGCGUGCCCGUGCGCGCUGGUGCUGUCGACGCCGGUGGCCACCUUCUGCGCGCUCCUCCGGGCGGCCAGGAUGGGGCUGCUCAUCAAGGGCGGCGACGUUCUCGAGUCGCUGGGCGAGGUCAGGGUCGCGGCGUUCGACAAGACCGGGACGAUCACCAGGGGGGAGUUCAGCAUCAGUGCCUUCCAUGUGGUUGGGAACAAGGUUGAAAUGGAUCAGCUCCUUUACUGGGUAUCCAGCAUGGAGAGCAAAUCAAGCCAUCCAAUGGCUGCUGCACUUGUUGAGUACUCUCGGACCAAAUCUAUCCGACCGGAGCCGGAACACGUGACUGAAUUCCACAUCUAUCAUGGCGAGGGCAUCUAUGGCGUGAUCAGCGGUAAACACAUCUACAUUGGAAACAGAAAGAUCAUGGCAAGGUCCUCAUGUCAAGCACCUGUCCAAGAGAUGGAUGAUCACAAAGGUGUGUCCAUCGGACACGUGAUCUGCGACGGCGAUCUCGUCGGGCUGUUCUCCCUCUCCGACGACUGCAGAACCGGGGCGGCGAAGGCGAUCCAGGAGCUGAGAUCUAUGGGGAUCAAGUCGGUGAUGCUGACCGGGGACAGCGCCGCCGCGGCCAAGCACGCGCAGGAGCAGCUCGGCGGCGCCCUGGAGGAGCUCCACUCGGAGCUCCUCCCGGAGGACAAGGUCCGGCUCGUCGCGGAGCUCAGGGCGAGCGGCGGGGCGACGCUGAUGGUCGGCGACGGCAUGAACGACGCCCCGGCGCUGGCCGCGGCGGACGUGGGGCUCGCCAUGGGCCUGUCCGGGUCCGCCGCGGCCGUGGAGAUCAGCCACGCCGCGCUCAUGUCCGGCGACAUCCUCCGAGUCCCCAGGGCCGUGCGGCUCGGGCGGCGCGCCCGCCGGACCAUCGCCGCGAACGUGGCCUUCUCCGUCGGCGCCAAGGCCGCCGUGCUCGCGCUCGCCGUCGCGUGGCGGCCCGUGCUGUGGGUCGCCGUGCUCGCCGACGUCGGGACGUGCCUGCUCGUCGUGCUGCACAGCAUGCUGCUGCUGAGGGACGCCGCCGCCGCGGCGGGGCGGCCGUGCUGCGGCGGGGCAUCCGAGCCCAAGGCGUGCUGCGCGGCGGCCAAGUCGCCGGCGGCGAGGUCCCACCUCGCCGGAGCGCCGAGCGCCAAGAGACCAGGUGACCACCACGACUGCCACGGCUGCCAGAAGCAAUGCAAGCCGCCGCCGGAGCACUCCGUGGUGAUCACCAUACCGGCGCAAGCCGUCGCCGAGCACAGGAAGGAGGCGGCGAGUGCUCACGCGAUGGCGGCGGGGGAGGGGGAGGGCGGAUGCUGCGGCGGCGCUUCGUCCGUGGCGGCGCCGCCGGCGGCGAUCUGCGCGCCGCACGGCAACGGCGAGGACGAGGUGUGCAUCAUCAUCAGCGCGAGGACGCCCUGCUGUAGUAGCAAGGCGAGGAGUAGGUGCGGCUCGCCCAAGGAUGCCGGCUGCAAGGAUGCUGCAGUGUGUUGCUCCGGCGGGAAGGAAAGAUAGCGUCUCAUCAACCCUCGUCUGCUGACACUUUUUGGAUCGCCAGCUGGGACGAUAUAUGUAUAUAUGUUGUAUAUAUAUAUAUGUAUGUAUAGUGUGUGUAUAUAUAUAUA
Messenger RNA from Panicum virgatum (switchgrass), 2797 nucleotides. RefSeq names its product cadmium/zinc-transporting ATPase HMA3-like. Gene Ontology annotation, molecular function: ATP binding; cadmium ion transmembrane transporter activity; ATP hydrolysis activity. Gene Ontology annotation, cellular component: membrane. The transcript has 6 exons. Lineage: Eukaryota; Viridiplantae; Streptophyta; Magnoliopsida; Poales; Poaceae. Bases 60 to 2687 code for a protein of 875 amino acids. Gene Ontology annotation, biological process: monoatomic cation transport. The record is from RefSeq and is a predicted model, not a curated record.